Molecule: messenger RNA, 1843 nt
Organism: Arabidopsis thaliana (thale cress)
Lineage: Eukaryota; Viridiplantae; Streptophyta; Magnoliopsida; Brassicales; Brassicaceae
Product: DNA-directed RNA polymerase subunit beta-beta protein, putative (DUF506)
Exons: 2
Coding region: 451-1095 (214 amino acids)
Source: RefSeq, marked reviewed
AGUCUUUACUCUUCGCCACAUCACAGAUUUUGUUUUCUUCCGUUUCUCGAAAUUCAGUUUCAUCAUCAUCCUCUCUGGAUUUAUAAAUUUUCAAUCUACCUUUCAAUCGCCGGGGGAUAAUCGAAACCCGAUCUGUGUAAAAAAAAUGAUGAAAUCGACGGCGAGAUUUGCGUCUGAUUGUCGUUAUAAUGAUCACAAAAGCAUAAAAGCGUGACGUUUCCGCGUCUUCGCGUAUCUCGGAAACUUUAAUCCGUAUCUAAAGAGCUAAAUUUGAAGCGAUCUUUCUCUUUUUCUUUUAAUAUUGUUUUUUUUCCUUGAAGCUUGCCUAGUUUCGAAGUUAUUCCAUGUUUUAUCUUCAAUUCUAGAUCAUAGUUUUUGGAAAUUUAGGUUUUAGUUUUUUUUGUUAAGCUCGAUCUGGAUUUGCCGAUUUGAAAUUUUGAGUAAAUCGCAAUGCCAUUACAUAUGAAAAUCCAACCGAUCGACGAAUCCGAUGUAUCGGAAGAGGUACCUUACCCGGAGACGAUGAGACAGAUGCCGAAAUCGAGGCUGAAGCGUCUCUUUGAGCGUCAGUUCACUAAUAAGAACGUUUCGGAGAAAUUUACCGGCUCAGAUGUUGAGGCACCGCUUUCGAGAGGUAACUCUGGAGAUUUUGAGCCGAGCUCUGUUUGUUUGGCCAAGAUGGUUCUAAAUUUUAUGGAGGACAACAACGGCGGCGAGAAACAGCGGUGUGGACGUAGCCGAUGUAACUGUUUUAGCGGGAGUGGUACAGAGAGCUCUGAUGAUGAAACUGAAUGUUCUUCUGGUGAAGCUUGUGAGAUCCUCAAGAGUUUGGUUCUCUGUAAGAGCAUCCGUGUGAGGAAUUUGCUGACUGAUGUGACCAAGAUUGCGGAAACAAGUAAGAAUUGCAAGCUUAAAGAUGGAUCGUGCUUGAAAAGUGUGGCUAAUGGGUUAGUGAGUUUAGGUUAUGAUGCGGCUCUAUGCAAAUCUCGCUGGGAGAAAUCUCCUUCUUGUCCUGCUGGUAUAGUCUAUAACUCUUUAUCUUCUGUGAAAAGGCAAAGUUGUAAAGCCAAGCCAUUUCUUAGGCUUCUUGCUUGACAGUAGAGUUGAUUGUUUUGUGAAAUGAAACAGGGGAAUAUGAGUAUGUGGAUGUGAUAAUGAAAGGUGAAAGACUGUUAAUCGACAUAGAUUUCAAAUCGAAGUUCGAGAUUGCUCGUGCAACAAAAACGUAUAAGUCGAUGCUACAAACUCUGCCUUACAUAUUUGUGGGGAAAGCGGAUAGGCUGCAGAAGAUCAUCGUUCUAAUAUGUAAAGCGGCAAAGCAGAGCUUAAAGAAGAAAGGACUUCAUGUACCGCCAUGGAGGAGAGCUGAGUAUGUGAAAUCCAAGUGGCUGUCUUCUCAUGUUCGUGUAGACCAAAACUCAAAUGGAGAAGUCAAGCAGGAAUCAGUAGAGGUGAUCGCUGAGUCGGUCAGUUCCAUAGUCUUCGGUGUCUGAAGGUUUAUAUAUAUGGCAUAACCUUCAAGAGAGGUGUGAGAUAUAGGAGUAUUCGAAUCCCUUAAAGUUUUUGAUAUUAAGGGUAUGUUACAGGAUCCAUGCAUACGUAGAAGUGUCUCUCCCUUGUCUUUUUUUUGGGUGUAAGGGAGAGUGUGAUCCCACUCUAUGGUUGUUGCUCUAUAUGAGGAUUAAUAGUAUUUUAAUUACUACGAUAUUAUACGUUUUUGUGACAUUUGGUAAAUCAGAGAGAAAUGUAGUGUUGAUCUACUACUUAAUUAUGCUCUACAAGUCGUGAUCUUGAUGUGGUCGUUUCUGGCAUUGAGAGUAGUUGAAAUUGUUUUGGUUUUAAG